AUGACGUUCAGAUCUGUCGCUGUCACGGGGAAGAGGAAGAGUAGGAACAAGAGGAAGAGCGUCUCUCAGACACCGAAGCUUCAAACUUUGUUCAGCAGCAGUUUGAUGUUUUUCCGUCUGAAGAUGUUCAGCUUCGUCUUCUUCUGUAAUGUUUGGUUCCUGCUCACAGUUCUGAUCCGCUGCAGUGGAAACUCUACAGCAGUGAUCCGGUUUUCAGUCCCAGAGAAUCACCACAUCUGCCUGCCGUGUGCCGGCUCUGACAGCUCCAUGGUGAUCUGGACUCAUCGAGACCAGAAGGUCCUGGUGACCCGACAGGGCCACUGCGAGACCAACGGGGACACCCAACGCUACAGCCUGACCUCCGACGGACACCUCUGCCUCCUGCAGCUCGACGACUCCGAUGGCGGGACGUUUAGCUGCAACCAGCGGCCGGUGGCCGAGCUGCAGGUGCUAACAGGCUUGGACUUCCUGGUGUCUGCAGGCCGGACGCUGCUGCUCCCCUGCAACGGUUCCUCCAAACCCAAAAAGAGGUGGUCCCAUCAGAGGGAAGGGAGUACGGUGAAGACCGUCCUCACCAAGUUCAGAAACGGAACGGUGAAACCAGAGAGGAGCCGGAUCAGCCUGGAGCACGAAGCCCUGCAGAUCCAGGACCUGCAGCCGGAGGACGCCGGAGAGUAUGUGUGCAACGGAAAGUCGCAGGGCCGACUCACCGUCCUGACAGAGCAGCCGGAGCCGACCAGCAUCCAGAGAACCACCAGCAGAACCACGACAGCUGCUGUCAUGGUAACAGAUGAGGUCGACGUAAAGAAGGAGAAGAAGAGACCAGAAUAUGCCAUGCUGCUGGUUGCUGUGGUCAGCUUGGCGUUGAUGAUCUUCCUUCUGACCGCCGUCUGUGUUUUACUGACCAGCAAGAAGUGCAGAAGGAACAAGAAACACAGAUGUGAAGCACAGAGGCAUGAAGACACCGAGCUGCAGCCGUGGACGACGUCCAGCACACCACCCGAGCGUGAGGUUCAUGAGAGUCCAGCUCUGGUGGAGGAGACGAUCCACUACGCCUCUCUGGGCCGACAGAACUGGAGGGAGAGACCCGGCAGGACUCCAGCGGACCAGGACCAGGACCACGUCAUCUACUCCUCCGUCGUCACCAGACCGGCCAAAAAGAAACGACCUCCGCUGCUUCCUGUCGGGGGAACGAAAUGUCACAUAUGAACCCACGAGAGGCUGUUUCUGAUCCCAACUAAACAUUUAAAAUCACUUCCUACAGUAAAGACAUGAUGUACAUAAUGUUCAUCAUUAUUUUUCACUACAGGUGGAUAUGGUAAAAAAAGAAAUGAGCAUAUAUCACUGUGAAACUUUCCCAAAUGACUUACAUUAAGCAUUUGUAUUUAUGUAUGUCAAUUUUUCUUUAAAUGUAUGUUUAAAUAUGCAAAUGAGUGAUAGCUUAUUAAAUAUGUUCCAAUUUGCACACAUUUCCAUAACAUAAAUCUGAACAUUGGAAAAAGUAAAGUUCAAAAUUGUUUCCUUUUGUUGACAUAUUAGAGUGAAAGGUUUUUACAGAGGGAAUUUAUGAUAUCUCUUUAAUAUCACUCCAUAACAUAAAUAAGACAAAAAAACGAUGUGUUUACUCUGUGGUUUAGGAACAAAAUGUUGUAUAAAUCAGGCUAUAAAUGAUAUUAUCCAUGAGCCGUCCGUUCACAAUAUUAGACAAG
Messenger RNA from Anoplopoma fimbria (sablefish), 1709 nucleotides. RefSeq lists its product as uncharacterized. Lineage: Eukaryota; Metazoa; Chordata; Actinopteri; Perciformes; Anoplopomatidae. The record is from RefSeq and is a predicted model, not a curated record. The transcript is spliced from 8 exons. Bases 1 to 1209 code for a protein of 402 amino acids.